CUGUGAUCCACCUCGCGACCAGCACCAACAACAACCGACCUCCUACCAUCCUUGUACCCGCCGCGACCCUUUUCUCGUCACUCACUUACAUCGUCUUGACUCACUCGAUCACAAGCCGAAGAUCUUUUAAAAGCCGCAUCUACCUACCAUGUCGACCGCAACAGCGACGGCGAUUCAGAGCUCUCGCCCUCCCAUCGCUUCCAAAGACUUCUCCGCUCAGCAACCACAAACCAUUCGUCUAUAUCCUCUCUCGAAUUACACGUUCGGGACCAAGGAGACGCAACCCGAGGAAGAUCCCUCCGUCCUGGCCCGCCUGAAACGCCUCGAAGAACACUACGAGAAAUAUGGCAUGAGACGUACCUGCGAGGGUGUUCUUGUGUGUCAUGAGCAUAACCACCCGCAUGUGCUCAUGCUGCAGAUCGCGAACGCCUUCUUCAAGCUACCCGGAGACUACCUUCCCUUCGAAGACGACGAGGUCGAAGGGUUCAAGAAGCGGCUCAACGAGCGGCUUGCGCCCGUCGGAUCGCAGUUCUCCGGCGAGGGCGUCAACGAGGACUGGGAGAUCGGCGAUACCCUGGCGCAGUGGUGGCGGCCCAACUUCGAGACGUUCAUGUACCCAUUCCUGCCCGGCCAUGUGACUCGACCCAAGGAGUGCAAGAAGCUGUAUUUCAUCCAGCUGCCCAAGAAGAAGGUCCUCUCCGUCCCGAAGAACAUGAAGCUUCUCGCCGUGCCGUUGUUCGAGUUGUACGACAACACUGCGCGGUACGGGCCGCAACUGUCGGCCAUCCCGCACCUGCUGUCCCGGUACAACUUCGAGUUUGUGGACGAGAACGACAACGUGGUGGCCGCGACGCCAGGCACACCGCUGCCGGAGGGCCACGCGCUCCGGACUAAGGUCCUGGCGGGCGACAGUGGUGAUGGGCAGGAUGAGGGGAUGACGGAUUACACUCCUGAGGGUGGGGAGAAUGGCACGGUCGCUGCGUGAGAGAGUCAUUGUGAUUUCUUUCCGAGGCUCGACAACCAAGGUGUGUCCUUUUGGCCCUCUCCAUCCCGCCUCUUGUCCUUUCAGGGAUCUAUGAGGAUAGUGGGUAAGUGUGCUGUCCGUGGAGAGAGACAUUCUUCCCCAGUCUGGAAACAACUCCGAUGCGUAGCAAGGGUUGGCAGUGCUGCAUGGGCUGAGACCGACAAUCCUGCGAAGACUUCCCUCCUGCCCUUCCCCCCACAGCUUAGCCUCGCGGGCUCAUUCCUUGCUUGACCGGGUUUCUCUUCUUGCUUUCUCUAUGCUCUUCCGGUUGCAAAAAUAAAGAUACGACGAUGUUCCCCCCCAUCUGGAUGGCGUUUUCAAAGGAGCGAAUAUAUUGCGAUUGUGAUUGUGAUUUCUAAUAUGAG
Messenger RNA from Aspergillus japonicus CBS 114.51, 1389 nucleotides. Its product is annotated as cleavage and polyadenylation specificity factor subunit 5. The coding region runs from base 149 to 985 and encodes 278 amino acids. Lineage: Eukaryota; Fungi; Ascomycota; Eurotiomycetes; Eurotiales; Aspergillaceae. The record is from RefSeq and is a predicted model, not a curated record. Gene Ontology annotation, cellular component: mRNA cleavage factor complex. Gene Ontology annotation, molecular function: mRNA binding. The transcript has 4 exons.